Messenger RNA from Callorhinus ursinus (northern fur seal), 678 nucleotides. Its product is annotated as olfactory receptor 2AT4-like. The record is from RefSeq and is a predicted model, not a curated record. Gene Ontology annotation, molecular function: G protein-coupled receptor activity; olfactory receptor activity. Gene Ontology annotation, cellular component: membrane. Gene Ontology annotation, biological process: G protein-coupled receptor signaling pathway. NCBI's taxonomy places the organism in Eukaryota, Metazoa, Chordata, Mammalia, Carnivora, Otariidae.
UUCCUGCAGAGGCACCACUUCCACAGCUUCUCCUGCUCAGAAGCCUUCGUCCUGGUGGCCGUGGCCUAUGACCGCUGUGUGGCUAUCUGCCGCCCCCUGCGCUACCCUGUCCUCAUGACCUCGCGCACCAGUGCCGCCCUGGCAGCCUGUGCCUGGCUCCCUGCCCUCCUCCUGCCCAUCCCCGCAGUGGUGCAGACUUCCCACUUGGCCUUUGACAACACUGCUCCCAUCUCUCACUGCUUCUGUGACCACUUGGCUGGGGUCCAGGCCUCCUGCUCUGACACCACGCCCCAGACCUUCAUGGGCCUCUGCAUCGCCAUGGUGGUAUCCUUCCUGCCCCUUCUCCUGGUGCUUCUCUCCUAUGCCCACAUCCUGGCUGCAGUGCUUCGCAUCAGCUCCCGAGAAGGACGCUCAAAAGCCUUCUCCACCUGCGGCUCCCACCUCCUGGUGGUUGGCACCUACUACUCAUCCAUUGCCACAGCCUAUGUGGCCUACAGGGCUGACCUGCCCCUCGACUUUCACAUCAUGGGCAAUGUGGUGUAUGCUGUCCUCACCCCUGUCCUCAACCCUCUCAUCUACAUGCCGAGGAGCAAGGAUGUCAAAGCAGCCAUCACCAAAAUAGUAGCAUACUAUAAGACUGUUCUGUUCCUUGAUUUUGAAAAUUCAAUCAGCAGUUGA